Acanthocheilonema viteae is the source of this 1608-nucleotide messenger RNA. The record is from the annotation of a GenBank genome assembly. NCBI's taxonomy places the organism in Eukaryota, Metazoa, Nematoda, Chromadorea, Rhabditida, Onchocercidae.
AUGGUCGUCCGUUACUGGAAAAAAUCAACUCUUAUCGCUGUAACUGUUUUCUUCUCAUUCCUUUUUUCGCUCUACUAUUUGCCAUCUGGUGACGACAGUUUCUUCAGAUCCGGACGAUUAUUCAGAAGUGACAAGAGUCGUUUCUUGGCUCAGGUUCGACGGCAUGAAUUUAAAUUUGUGAGAUCUCAAUUUGCUAGAGAAGAAAGGAAGGUGGAAGGUGAAUUUGAUACCAGUUCUGAUUGGCGCCGUCAAUUCAUAAUUAAUAUGACUAAAUUUGCUUGGGAGAAUUAUCGAAAAUAUGCAUGGGGUUUCAACGAAUUGAAACCUUUAUCACGAUCUGAGCAUAGUGCAUCAGUAUUUGGCAGCGGAAAACUGGGUGCGACCAUUGUUGACGCGCUCGAUACCUUAUACAUUAUGGGGCUAAAAGAAGAGUAUGAAGAAGGCCGAGAUUGGGUGCAAAACUUUUUUGAUUUAAAAGUUUCGGCUGCUGAUAUAUCUGUUUUUGAGACAAAUAUCCGUUUCGUUGGAGGUUUAUUGGCUGCUUAUGCCUUAACUGAAGAUAAGAUGUAUAUACAAAAGGCAACUGAUGUCGCAAAUAUAUUGUUACCAGCUUUUGAGACACCAACUGGUAUACCUCACGCAUUAGUUAAUCCUGUUUCGGGUCAGUCCCAUAAUUGGGGUUGGGCUAAUGGCGAAACGGCUGUAGAUACCGAGUAUCUGUGCAUUGCAUUGACGCAGUUAUUAAUGUUUGAAAUACUUGCAUUGUCUUCUGGAAAAGUUGCACGCAUACGAGAAGUGGUACUUUCUGUAAGGACAGAAGAUGGACUUUAUCCGAAUUAUUUGAAUCCAAAAUCUGGGAAAUGGGGUCCUAAGCAUGUCUCAGUUGGUGCACUGGGUGAUAGCUUUUAUGAAUAUCUUCUGAAAUCAUGGCUUAGAUCAGGUAAAAAUGAUACAGUUUAUAAAGAAAUGUAUGAUGCAGCGUUAGUAGCAAUCAAGAAAUAUUUAUUACGUUAUUCAAGGCAAAAUCAUCUCGCGUAUUUUAUUGAGUUAAAGGGAAAACGUGAGGUGCACAAAAUGGAUCAUUUGGCAUGUUUUAUUGUUGGUUUGCUCGCUCUCGAAGCCUUAAAUGAAAAUGAUAUGAAGAGACGCAAUGAUACGUUAAAGCUUGCGGAAGAAAUCGCCAAUACAUGUCACGAGUCAUAUAUUAGAACUGCUACAGGCAUUGGUCCUGAAUCGUUUCGAUUCACAGACGAAGUGGAGGUGAUGGCGAUAAGGGAUAAUGAGAAAUACUACAUUCUUCGACCUGAAGUGAUUGAAGGAUGGUUUUAUCUAUGGCGUGCAACACGAAAAAAUAAAUACAGGGAGUGGUGUUGGACGGCCGCCAAAAAUAUUGAAAAAUACUGUCGAACAGCUGGAGGAUAUUCCGGCAUAAAAAAUGUAUACAAUCCAGAAGUAAUACACGACGAUGUGCAGCAAAGCUUUUUAUUUGCAGAAACAUUCAAGUAUUUAUACCUCAUCUUUUCGGACGACAGUGUAAUGCCUUUGAAUAAAUGGGUAUUUAAUACUGAAGCUCACGCUUUUCCAAUAGUCACACAUACCGAGUUCUGA